Amphibalanus amphitrite is the source of this 1821-nucleotide messenger RNA. RefSeq lists its product as uncharacterized. The record is from RefSeq and is a predicted model, not a curated record. Bases 224 to 844 code for a protein of 206 amino acids. Lineage: Eukaryota; Metazoa; Arthropoda; Thecostraca; Balanomorpha; Balanidae. The transcript has 2 exons.
UUGGUAUCGUAUAUUCGUUUACAUAUCGGCCUUGACAUUUUACGAGUUCGGUGUUUACAUCUUGAACUGAGGUGCCUGCGGUGAAUCAUUGGAUGUGAAUUUGUGGUCAGGAGCUGUGGUGGAACACUAACUAAAAGCUAGGGGCAGAGACGGCGUUAUCUGAAUCGUGUAAAAUAUUUUGUCGAAGUUGUAUGGCUGCUGGUUUGGACGUGGAACCACCAAGAUGGCUUGCCUGAACUGGUGCUGCUGCUGUGUUCCUCUCCGGAGCGGAGCGCUCACGAUCGCCAUCCUCUACCUCGUCGUCAACGUCGGCGUGCUAUUUGGAUGGGCUUGCUGGUUUUUUGCUGAAGUGGGCAUGUACAAUGCCACUCCUGUUGAAGACGACGAUUACAGACAUUAUCGUUUCCGGACCAUCAGGUUCUUGGGCUUUAUACUGGGCGUAUUGUGUUUGGCGUGCGGUAUCAACAUCACAAUGGACAGUCUCCUGGUGCACGGCAUCCGCAGGAACCAGCGCAGGUUCAUGCUGCCCUGGGUGGUGUGGUACGGCAUCUUCACGUCGCUGGUCACGCUCUCCCUGCUGGGCACCGAACUCUAUCUGCUCGUCGAAUAUGUGGAUGCGGCGAAAAAUCCAUACGACGGCAUUGGCAUCCUGAUCGCCUUCCUGGUCAUGAUUGGCAGCGUGGCGGCCAUCACCCUGCCGGUGAUGUGGUACUGGUAUGCGUGCGUGCUGUCCUACUACGUCGUGCUGGCGCCCAGCGACGUGUACGUUAUGGAGGCGCUGCGGGAGACGACUGGCCCGGAGGGAGCGCGUCUGGCCCGUCGACCCUUGGAGGACACCAAAUAGUCGGUGGGCACUGCUUGGUGCCGUACAUUUAUAUGGGCCAAAGCCGGGGGGGGGGGGGAGAGUAGGGUGCAGCACGGAACGGGUGGGCAAAAAGGGCAAGCGACUGUGAAUGGCGGUGUGUGCAAUGAAUAAAAUUGUACUUUCAAAGCUUGGCUUGGAAAAUGUUUGACGCUUUGCUAUACUUUUACCGAUAGGGGGUUUGACCAUAUCCAGCGGACCAAGUGCUAACCGGAACUCUCACGCUGUUCCAAGGGGCCAGGCAGCGGCAAUGCCACGUGUACUGCCCGGCAAUUGAACCAAAAUGUCUAAACCUAGAGGCAAGAAACUUACCCAUGGCCCAGGAUGCUCUCCUACUGUUACCGAAUAUGCACGAGUAUUUUUUUGUGUUUUUGCUCUCCAGUCGAGGGUCUAACCAGUUCAUUCAUGCCAUCCUCCAGAUGCCUUUCGUUUGUAAUGCGAUGCGAGGAUCUCGUUGAUGAUAAUAAGAUUAAGAAAUUCGCAUGCCGUGAUCUGAUAGCGUUAGGUGGGGAGACCGUGCAUGUGUUGCACAAUGUAUAACGUCUAAAUCGCUCAUUACAUCGGUGUUCAGCGAUCGGACAAAGACAGUUGCGUAUUGCUCAUCGUGUGUGACUGGACGUACAAUUUGCUGGCUGUUCUAGCCAAGCGGUCUGGGAGGAGGUAGGAGAAGCAAUGUUGAGAUUUCUUAGAGUUUGUAUUCCCUGUGACGCUGCCAGCUGCCGAUUGUGUCCUAAAAAUAUUUUUAUAUCCGUAUUUAAGCGUUACACAAUGAAAGGUUCACAUGGAUACUCAACAGACCGACUGUUAACAAAUGUGUAUUGUUUAUGUGCGAUUGAAGUCGCGAACAUGCGGUAUGGUGCCUUCGCGUGCGUCAUGGAUAGGGCAUGAAGGGUAGUGCUUCGCUUUGCUAUAGCCCAUAUUCAUUGAUAGCAAUAAAAUACAUUGAGCAGGAAAAAAAA